CUCACUCCUUCACAUUCACACAAGUCGCUGUACUUUAUUGGAUCCUCUCCUGCGCUUCCACAUGGGUCUCGUCCAUCGUCUUCCACUCCCUUCCUGCUUCCUCCUCCUCCUCCUCCUCCUCAUUCCUAAUUUCGCUUCCUCCGAUUUGGCCAAGGACAAGCAGGACUGUGCCCCCCAACUCACCGGCCUCGCUCCCUGUCUCUCCUACGUCGGCGGCCAGGCCAAAACUCCCUCCAUCGAUUGCUGCACCGGCCUCAAACAGGUCAUGGACAAUAGCAAGAAAUGCCUAUGCCUUCUCAUCAAAGACCGCAACGAACCCGACCUCGGCCUCACCAUUAACGCCUCUCUCGCCGCCAGCCUUCCCUCCGCCUGUCACGUCCCCGCCAACAUCUCUCACUGCAUCGAUCUUCUUCAUCUGGCUCCUAAUUCUUCCGACGCUAAGGUGUUCGAGGGCUUUGAUAAAGCCGCCGCCAAGACUAACAGUUCCAGUUCCACUUCCGCUUCCACCCCGGCCGCGCCUACCGGGAAGGGAUCGAGCCCCAGCACGAGUGCUGAUGAGAAGAACGGUGGUGUCUCUACUGUGGCUGCGUGGGAAAAGAGAUCAUGGUUGGUGGCUCAAGUGGUUGGUGUGAUCACACCCCUUGUUUUAACCUUCCUUGUUUGAGAACUCGACCGGAUUGGGAUGCUAUGCUAAUUGCUAGCCUUUCUUUUUAUCAUCUCUUUCUUUUCAUUUUGCCUUUUUGUUCUUCUUCUUUUUUUUAAUACAUUUCAGAGUUGUACUUGUAUUAUCGAACGGCGAAAGAAAACAUUUACCACGAUCUAGCGUUUAGUUAACUUGAA
Prosopis cineraria is the source of this 840-nucleotide messenger RNA. RefSeq names its product non-specific lipid transfer protein GPI-anchored 13-like. NCBI's taxonomy places the organism in Eukaryota, Viridiplantae, Streptophyta, Magnoliopsida, Fabales, Fabaceae. The transcript has 3 exons. Gene Ontology annotation, biological process: lipid transport. The record is from RefSeq and is a predicted model, not a curated record. Bases 62 to 664 code for a protein of 200 amino acids. Gene Ontology annotation, molecular function: lipid binding.